Messenger RNA from Talaromyces atroroseus, 3948 nucleotides. RefSeq lists its product as hypothetical. The transcript has 6 exons. Gene Ontology annotation, molecular function: 5-oxoprolinase (ATP-hydrolyzing) activity. NCBI's taxonomy places the organism in Eukaryota, Fungi, Ascomycota, Eurotiomycetes, Eurotiales, Trichocomaceae. The coding region runs from base 1 to 3948 and encodes 1315 amino acids. The record is from RefSeq and is a predicted model, not a curated record. Gene Ontology annotation, cellular component: cytosol. Gene Ontology annotation, biological process: glutathione metabolic process.
AUGGGAUCAGUAGCACUUUCAGAGUCCAUGAGUGGCAUCAAAAUUGCCAUCGACAGGGGUGGCACCUUCACAGAUAUAUGGGCAACAGCACCUGGGCAUCCGGACCUUGUAUUCAAACUCUUAUCUGUUGACCCUGCGAAUUACGCUGAUGCUCCCACGGAAGGGAUUCGACGUGUACUUUCUACGUAUGGGGGUGUAGAAAUUCCGAGAAAUGUUCCGUUGCCGAAGCAUGCCAUUGAUAGCAUUCGCAUGGGAACUACUGUUGCGACUAACGCUUUACUUGAAAGAAAGGGCAGGAAGCAUGCUUUUCUCGUGACCAAAGGUUUCCAAGAUUUGCUCGAAAUCGGGUAUCAAUCGAGACCGAGACUUUUUGAUCUGAAUAUCUCGAAACCCGAGGUCUUGUAUUCAGAGGUGUACGGAGUUGAUGAGCGUGUCACCAUUGAAGGUUUCGACGAAGAUGUUGAAGGUCUAUUUGGUGUUACUAAGGUCAUUCCAGGUGUAGUAGAGCAGGGUAUCAAUGGCCAGUUGAUUCGAAUUCUGCGGCCAUUGGAUGAACAGUCAUUAAGGCGCCAAUUGCAAGACAUCAGAUCCAAAGGCAUUGAUACCAUUGCUAUCUGCUUUACUCAUUCAUAUGCAUACCCAGCACAUGAAGCCAGAGCUGGACAGCUCGCUUUGGCCGCUGGCUUUACUCACGUUUCCCUGUCCUCUGAAGUUGCAGCGAAUAUGAUCAAAAUGGUACCACGAGGAAGCUCAGCAACUGCCGAUGCCUAUUUGACUCCAGAAAUCAAGAAGUAUCUGGAGGGAUUCCGGAGAGGCUUUGAAGGCGGCCACCUAGACGACGUCAAAUGCGAGUUCAUGCAAUCCGACGGAGGACUUGUGAGACAUGAUCGUUUUACUGGUCUGAAGGGUAUCCUUAGCGGACCUGCAGGUGGAGUUGUUGGAUAUGCAAAAACCUCGUUCGAUGAAGCCAACAGAAUGGCCGUCAUUGGUUUUGAUAUGGGAGGCACAAGCACCGACGUUUCAAGGUACGGCGGUGCCUUUGAGCACGUCUUCGAAACGACCACAGCUGGUGUGACUAUUCAGAGUCCACAACUCGAUAUUAAUACUGUUGCAGCAGGUGGUGGGUCUAUUCUAGCUUGGAGAAAUGGUCUCUUCACUGUUGGGCCUGAAAGUGCUUCCUCCCAUCCCGGACCUGCUUGCUACAGAAAGGGAGGACCUCUGACUGUGACCGAUGCAAAUCUUUUCCUCGGAAGACUGGUCCCCAAAGCAUUCCCAAAUAUCUUUGGUCCCAACGAGAAUGAGCCUCUAGACGAAGAAAUCGUGCGUGAGAAGUUUCUUCGAAUUACAGCCGAUAUAAACGCGGAAAUUGGGGGCACUCUUACACCUGAGGAAAUUGCCUGCGGAUUCAUCGACGUGGCCAACGAGGCCAUGUGCAGACCAAUUCGCGCUCUCACAGAGGCUAAAGGACACGCAAUUUCAAAUCACCAUUUAAGCGUUUUCGGAGGUGCUGGUGGACAACACGCCUGCGAAAUUGCCGCCAAACUAGGUAUCCAAAGCAUUAUCAUCCAUAAAUAUUCAAGCAUCCUCUCGGCAUAUGGUAUGGCACUAGCGGAUGUUGUUCAAGAAGCCCAGAGACCCCACAGUCAGAUCUAUAAUGCCGAAACCCGCGAAGCAGUAUCAAGUGUUUUUGAUUCCCUCAAAAAACAAGUUCAAGCUGGCAUUGUUUCGCAAGGCAUAAAAGAGGACAAGAUCCAGUACGAGUUUUAUCUGAACAUGAGAUAUCAAGGCACAGAAACGGCAAUGAUGAUCAUGGAGUCAGACACGUCGGACUUCAAGAGUGAGUUCUUGAAGAGACAUCUCCAGGAAUUCAACUUUGUCUUCCCCGAGGAUCGACACAUUUUGAUUGAUGACAUUCGUGUUCGUGCUAUCGGUAAAAGCAACGAAACUUUGAACGGGACUGCACAGAUCUCCGAGGAAAUGAAGAGCUUGACAUUUACGGAGGCCAAGCAAAAGCCUGAUAACACAAAAACAGUGUAUUUCAAGAAACAUAAAGCAACAGAAACGCCGGUCUAUUUACUUCAUGCCCUACAACCAGGCACACUUCUCAAGGGUCCGGCUGUCAUCAUUGACGCCACACAGACAUUAGUAGUCGUGCCAGAAGCCCAAGCAAGGAUCCUAGAAUCGCAUGUCGUGAUUGACCUAUUGUCAACGACUAAACAAGAGAUCUCUGACCAAGUUGUGGACCCAGCUACUUUGAGUAUCUUCGGUCAUCGCUUCAUGAGUAUAGCUGAGCAGAUGGGUCGAGCCCUCCAAAAUACUUCUGUAUCAUUGAACAUCAAGGAGCGUCUCGAUUUUUCCUGUGCGAUUUUUGGACCUGAUGCCGGUCUUGUGGCAAAUGCACCGCACGUUCCCGUUCAUCUUGGAUCAAUGAGUUACGCUGUCAAAUAUCAACAUGAAUUGCUUCGGGGAAAACUUACCCCCGGAGACGUGCUUGUUUCAAAUCAUCCCGAAGCCGGUGGUACACACUUGCCAGAUAUUACUGUGAUAACUCCAGUCUUCGACUCUCAGGGCAAAGAUGUUGCUUUCUACGUGGCAUCUCGUGGCCAUCACACGGACAUUGGUGGUCUCGGUGGUACCUCCAUGCCACCAAACUCUACUGAACUCUGGCAGGAAGGCGCAGCAAUCAAGUCCUUCAAACUCAUCCAUAACGGUCACUUUGACGAAGAAGGUGUCACCAAGAUUCUAGUACAGCCAGGAGAGUACCCAGGGUGCAAUGGAAGUCGCCGCCUGAACGACAAUCUGUCAGAUCUCAAGGCGCAGGUUGCUGCAAACAACAAAGGCCUCAGUCUUGUUCAAGCUUUAAUGGAAGAAUACUCUCAAGAGAUUGUCCAGCUCUACAUGGCGGCCAUUCAACACAAUGCCGAGCUUGCAGUUAGAAACUUCUUAAAAAACACACUGCAAACACGUGGUCCGGUGCUGUUAGCUGAAGAUGGCAUGGACAACGGAUCUUUUGUCAAAUUAAAGGUCACUAUUCAGGAAGACGGCAGUGCAACCUUCGACUUCACUGGUACAUCUUGCGAGAUGUAUGGAAAUAUGAACGCCCCUCCAGCCAUCACCCACUCCGCACUACUUUACUGCCUGCGGCUACUAAUUGGGACUGAUAUUCCCAUGAAUCAAGGAUGCCUUGCACCCACCCAAGUCAUCUUGCCUCAAGGAUCGUUCUUGAAUCCUUCAGCGGGACCAGCCGUUUGUGCAGGUAAUACCCAGACAUCACAACGCGUCUGUGACGUGAUCAUGAAGGCAUUCAGAGUUGCAGGUGCAAGCCAGGGCUGUAUGAACUGUCUCGGAUUCUUUGGUGAAGGCGGAAAGGACGCCCAAGGCAAUCCACUUCCUGGACAUGCAUAUGCAUUCGGAGAGACUAUCUGCGGAGGAUCCGGAGCCACUGCUGUGGCCAACGGUGCUAGCGCUGUUCACACACACAUGACAAACACCAGAAUCACAGAUCCAGAGAGUCUCGAGAAAAGAUACCCUGUUAUUCUCCGGGAAUUCUCCAUUCGACCGUCUAGUGGAGGUAACGGUAUGCGAAAAGGCGGAAAUGGUGUAGUUCGAGACAUCGAAUGCAGAGCGCCUCUCAAGUUUAGCGUCAUUACCGAGCGAAGAAUCACAUCUCCAUAUGGUAUGUGUGGAGGUGAGGAUGGCAGCCGAGGAGCAAACUACUGGGUCAAGAAGAACCCCGACGGAUCUGAAAGAUGGAUCAAUUUGGGUCCGAAGAACAUGGUUGCCAUGUCUACUGGCGACCGUUGUAUCAUCCAGACACCAGGAGGUGGUGGCUAUGGGCAAGUUGGAGAUAUUACUCAUGACGAGGGAGUCAUGAAAGCGCCUAUUCAAUAUCCACGGGCUGCAGGAAGCGUUGCUGCAUAUGCAACCACGCAAGCAGAAGCAUCUUGA